UUCAAGUUAGUCAUUCGUCGUCAAGGAUACUGUGCGUUACUAAUUUAACAGAGCUCGCGAGUCCUUUACUAGUUACCGUAGUUACCAAAGCCAAACGAAAAAACCAUAACUUUAAUUUUCAAAACUUCUAAAGAACUGCUAUUAAAUAACAAUUUCGAAACACUCUACUCCAGUAGUUGGAUUCACCCAACAACAAUAACAACAACACAGCAAACAUAUUUAUUUUAUACGUACUUAUAUCAAACGAUAUGCAUACGAUUCUGAGAAUUAUUUACAUAUGAAUAUUUGUAUAUGUCCUGAAAUAGCAAAAGGACCUUGCCAAGUGAAUUACAACAAACAAUCCAGUCGUUAUAGAACAACCAGCAGGCAAACUCGAUUCAAAUCGUGUUAAGUGUUUUUGUAGUUGGUGCAUUUUGCUAAACAGAGAUAGACUCUACUAAAUCGAGCGACCGACAAAAUAACUUACAAAAAAUUAUAUCAAAAAGAACAAAAAAUUUCUCAGCGGAAACCAGUGACGCCUAGCAUCUAGCCAGUUUUUUCCGGCUAGUGCUGAAAUCGUAACAGAAAUUCAAAUUUGAAAAAUAGUCAAGGGUGAAAGCUCAAAGGAUUAACAUGCUUUCUAGCCACAAUUCUGCAUUGAAAUUGAAAGAAAGCAGUGCUAAAUCUAAAUCUAAAUAGUGAUUGAAAGUUGAUGACAUCUAAUAAAAUAUUCACACAUUUAAAUGUAUUGAACAAGUGUCAAGUUAAAUUCUUUUUUUUUAAUUCCCUUUUAUUUAUUGAAAUUUUGAUUUAACGUUCAUUUAAAGAGUUGUAUUUGCAAAUUAUUAUAUUUUAAUUUUAAACAAGUGUUAAUCAAUAAAAAUAAAUAAAUUUGUUUUGACGUUUGCUGUUCUAUUCGACGGACCAACUGCAAGAAAAAUUUCGUAUAUUUUUAUUAUUUAAUUGAGACCAUGGCACCCCAACAAAAUUCUACCCUAAUCGAUGGUAAUCUUGAAGUCUGUCCCUCUUUAUUGAACAUACCGGGUGAAAUUAAUCGUUAUAGUCCCAUACUACCGCCUAAAAAUAAAGAAAAUCUUGAUAAAAACAAUAAUAACAAUUACAAUAUCAUUAAGAACAACAACAAUAAUAAUAACAAUAUUAAAAAUUAUCAUGAACAUCAAGAUAUUAACUUUAUUCCCAAGUGGGAGCCAACGGAAAGGGAACUACGUAACUAUUACAAAUACAAACAUCAUCGCAGCGGAAGUAAUCGAAGUGGUCACAGUCGUCGUAGUCGUUCAAUUUCUUUAUACGGCGUCAAUAGUACAAUGGAGCAAGGUCAUAAAGAAAUAACAAUAUGGCUUAGUGAUGAACCCCGUUAUGUAUCCGGUGUCACCAAUAAAACUACAUGCAAUGACAUAAUCAAGGCUUUGAUUGAUGAUGAAAUCAGUAAUGGCAAUUAUGAAUACUGUCAACGAUUUAAAGAUGGAACAGCAUCGCGUGACUACAGCGAUUACGUUAUAACGGAAUGUUGGCGAGGUAUAGAACGCAGCUACGAUGGCAACAUGGCAAUUUUACCGGUUUGGAAAGCUUGGAGUCGUGUACACAAUGAGAUACGAUUAAGUUUAAAACAUCACAAAGAUAUACAGGAUCCAUUGAAAGCGUUAAAGAAUAACACAACUCUAUCGUCCAUACGUGAUUAUAUUUGUAAAUUGCUCUCCUUUGGAAAGAAUAAAAAACGUAACACAAAGUCAAAAAAAUCCAAUAAAUCAACUAAAUCCAAAAUAGAAGACAAAGAAAAUCAAACAAAAUCAAACGAUCUUAUAUUACUGCAAAAUUUUAGUGAGGAUAUUUGUACGAAAAACGCUGAAGCCAAAGUGAAAAGUUCUAACAUUAAACCCACAAUGGAAGAAUCGGAAAUUCAAGCUAAAACUAAAAUAAAUAAAGAAAAGCUCUAUAAAUUAUCUGAAACACGAUCUUCGAUUCGUAAACGGCGUUCGGCUAGUAGUAGACGUAAGGAUAAAAGGAGCUCUCAUGAUAGACGCCGCGAUAGCGGUGACUUUAACAACUUUCUACGCAAACGUAAAGAUUCCUCUAUACGUAGUUCUGUACGCAACAAAUUAGCUCAGAAGAAUGCGGAAAUGAACGAACUUUACGAACGUGAAUACGCUCUUACCAAGGAACUCACCAAUAAAUGUAAAAUGUAUAAACUUCAAAAUGAUUUAUACACCACGUCUGAUAAAAAUCUCGAAAUUUCUGUAGGGCAAAUUCAAAAAAGUAUUGAGGAAUGUGCCAAAGAAAUCAUUCAAACUGAACAUGAAUUGUUGGAAGUUAAAAAUGAAAUUAAACAUGAUAUUUCACUUAUAAAUAAUCUUAAACGUUUAACAUUGGACGCAGAUCUAAAUGAUUGCGGAGUGCCAAUCGAUUUAGACAAUAUUUUAAAACCACAAACCGAUUUAGAACCAACUCCAGCUGCCACCAUAGAAACUAAGGACCAAAUGUUCUUUGUGGACAAUAUCUAUGAAUUUUGUGACAAUAAUGCCAGUAUGUUAGUUUAGCUAUGUUUAACAUAUUUAAAUAGUAUUUACGGUUAACUUUACUUAAUAAUAAAAUAAUUUGAGGACCGAAUAAUUUAUGUACAUAGUACUUAUAUUUGAAUAAUUAGUAUCGUAAUACCGUAUAUUGCCAAUUUAGUAUUACUUUAAAGUGUCUUGUUAAGUUUAUUUAUACAUAUUAUUGCUAAAUUAUUAAUUGUUAUAUUUAAUUAUUUAUAUAUUUAUAUUAUCAUUAAGAUAUUCAUUCAUAGUUUAAUAAAACAUUUUUUCUACUUAUAUUUAUUAUAUUAAUUACUAUUACGCUCACUAUUGACAACUCAUUGUUUGUCAAUAGUUGUCAACGUUGCGUUGUCGACAUUACAUAGUGUUGUCGUUCGUAUGUACACAUAUACUUUGACAACGGAUGUCAUUGAAAAAUUAUAAACAAAUUUUUGUCAAUUUGGAAAAAUUACAUUUGUGAUAAACAAAUUAAUAAAGCAUAAA
Messenger RNA from Lucilia cuprina (Australian sheep blowfly), 3014 nucleotides. It is a transcript of the gene meru, whose product is annotated as probable protein phosphatase DDB_G0279461. Bases 951 to 2534 code for a protein of 527 amino acids. Lineage: Eukaryota; Metazoa; Arthropoda; Insecta; Diptera; Calliphoridae. The transcript is spliced from 5 exons. The record is from RefSeq and is a predicted model, not a curated record.